Labrus mixtus (cuckoo wrasse) is the source of this 2374-nucleotide messenger RNA. Its product is annotated as rac GTPase-activating protein 1. Lineage: Eukaryota; Metazoa; Chordata; Actinopteri; Labriformes; Labridae. Bases 200 to 2113 code for a protein of 637 amino acids. The record is from RefSeq and is a predicted model, not a curated record. The transcript is spliced from 17 exons. Gene Ontology annotation, biological process: signal transduction.
UGCGCGUGCGUGUGUGCGCGCGCGUUCGUGGCUGCCUUAUCUGAGGCUAUACUCUGUGCACGUGCGUCACGGUGUGUGGAACUGUUUGAGACACGAGGGGGAUCCGGAUCCGACCGAAACCGGACCGGAGACGUGAUGAGCCCGCUGUGGAUCUCCGACUGAAUCAUUGCGGUGUGAAAAGGUGGCUGGGCAGACCGUGAUGGGGGAGUCUUGGCUCAGCGGGGGGGAGUCUCGGCUCAUCGUGGAGGAGCUCCUCGCUCUUUGUCUCCAGAGGAUCAACAUGGAGGAGAACUCGAUCUACAUGGAGAGAGAGAUGGUGGAGGUGCUGAAGAACUUUGAGACGGUGAGGAAACGCUGGUUUCACGCUGACCUGGAGAUGAAGAAGUACAAAGAGCUGCUGGUGAAGUCGGACGUGGCCAAAGCUGCUCUGGAGGUGAAACUGAAGCACGCCAGAAACCAGCUCGACGUGGAGAUGAAGAAACGCUUCAAGAUUGAGGGAGACUACCAGUACCUGCAGAGGCAGAUGCAGCUCAUGUGCGACAUCCUCGUCCACGACAGCAAAUCGAGCGCCGUGCUGAACGACGAACAGAAAUCUCUGCUCGCCACGUUUGAACACAAAGGAGGAAACACGACGCUGCACCGCAGCAGCAAACGGUUGUCGGUGAUCGAUGAGUCGUCCUUCCUGUCUCACUCUGACAUCAGCUACGACCGCACAGACGACGACGUGGAUCUGGAUACAACAGUGAUUAAACCUCUGAGAUCUCGAGCCAGAGAGAAAAGACGCUCGUCGAUUGGUCCUCUUCUCGGCUGUCCGGUCGGGAAGCGAGGGCGAGGUGGGAACAUUUCUUCUGAGCUGCUGGAGAGAAAAACUGUGGAGAAGGAGGUGGAGACGAUAGUGAAAGCGGCUGUGACCUCUCCAGAGACCAGGGAUCAGAUCCACAUGGUGCAGGGAAUCACACAGGAGACACCAGAGAACCCGACCCAGACCGUCAUCCAGGAGUGUGCACUUUCUCCUGGGGGAGUUGGAGACCAAACGUCUGUGUGGUUUCCCGAUGAGACGACGGUCGAGCCUGAAAGUGAAGCCCACUCAGACGACAGAUCAUCGUACAUCUUCAGAUCUGAGAAAACCUCCAAACACGUCUUCCUGUCUAAAACGGUGAUCCGGCCUGAGACCUGCACGCCGUGUGGAAAGAGGAUCCGCUUUGGGAAGAUGGCGGUGAAGUGUCGAAACUGCCGCGUGGUCUCUCAUCCAGAGUGCAAACACAAAUUUAGCGACGGUUGUUUUGACGCUGCUACGACUAGGAGUACAGCUCAACAGAACACGUUGGAGGGUUUCGCUCCCCUCAAUCAUCCCAGAGUUCCUCAGCUGGUGGUGGAGUGUGUGGCUGAGAUCGAGAGGAGGGGGCUGGAAGAGAGGGGGCUUUACCGGGUUCCUGGGGGGGAACGUCUGGUGAAGGAGCUCAGGGACAGGUUCAUUCAGGGGAAAACGCCGCUCAUGCUCUGUAAGGUCUCGGACGUUCACGGGAUCUGUGGCCUUCUGAAGGACUUUCUGAGGAAACUGAAGGAACCUCUGAUCACCUUCAGGCUGCACAGAACCUUCAUGGAGGCUGCAGAGGUGACUAAUGAAGAGAAGAGCAUCGCCGUCAUGUAUCAGGCCCUCGCCAAGCUGCCGAAGGCCAACAGAGACACGCUGGCCUUCCUCAUGCUUCAUCUACACAAGGUGAUGAGGAGUCCUCCGUGUCAGAUGGAUCAGAAUAACUUGGCCCGAGUUUUUGGUCCAACCAUGGUGGGACACGGGAUGUCUGAGCCGUCUCCGACGACCAUCAUGAGAGACACCAACACUCAGCCCAAGGUGAUUUGUCGCUUGUUGUCCCUCCCUGAAGCCUACUGGAGGCGUGUCCUGUCGGAUCAUAACUCGUCCUCGACCACGGCGGCGUACAGUCAGGAUGGUGGACACGGCCGGUUGUUCAAACCGGUGACGUCUCCGGAGUUGAGCAGCUACUAUAAAAACGCCACUUAUGGAUCUCUGAGAGGUCGGGUCAGGAACGCCUCCAAUGUUCCCACCAGCAGUCGAGCAGAUCCGGGGAGGAGGUUCUUCACGUCACCCAGCUGAUCCGGAUUCACACAAUACUACGAGAUCUACACAAAAUACCACACAAAGUACACUGUUGGACUACACACAGUUAGCUCCCAGUGUGUUUGAAAGGAUAUAACCAAUCAAACUGAGUCUGUAAGAAAAUGUAACUUUGUGUAUUAAUGUGAUUUAUUGUUUUUCUAAGAGAGUCAGAUAAUCUAAAAAAGAGAUGACUGUAAAAGCUGACACACUUAGAAACAUACAAUUACUGUGCAAGACUGCCUAGGGGUUUAGACUGGA